Molecule: messenger RNA, 1106 nt
Organism: Ctenocephalides felis (cat flea)
Lineage: Eukaryota; Metazoa; Arthropoda; Insecta; Siphonaptera; Pulicidae
Product: gastrula zinc finger protein XlCGF7.1-like
Exons: 7
Coding region: 177-1106 (309 amino acids)
Biological process (GO): regulation of transcription by RNA polymerase II
Cellular component (GO): chromosome
Molecular function (GO): chromatin insulator sequence binding
Source: RefSeq, a predicted model, not a curated record
UGAACACAUUUAGAUUGAAAAUUCAUAACUCUGAAAGAAAGCUAAGAAAGUAUUUUUCUAAAACUGAAUAUACGAAAGGUAAUCUUGAAAACCAGGAACUCACUGCAAAGCCAUAUUUAUGUACUAUUUGUGGUUUACAAAUUGCUCAUUCAAGUUCUUAUACUGCACAUAAAAGAAUGCAUACAGGUGAGAAGCCAUUUGAAUGCUCGAAUUGUUUGAAAAAAUUUGUCUCCAGCAGUGCUAGAGCACUCCAUAUAAAGAAAAGAACUUGCUUCAAUACUGAUAAUAUUGAUAAUACUGAUAAAACACUGUAUUUGUGUUACACUUGUGGAAAAUCUCUUUCGAGUUCUGACUCUCUUGAUAGCCACAUGAAAUUACAUAGGGGAGACGCUAAACAUACUUGUCCAAUAUGUGAUAGAAGUUUUUCUCGCUGGGAUCAUUUGCAAUCGCAUUCAAGAACUCAUUCUGGCGAAAGGCCUUAUAAAUGUUCAUUUUGUGAUAAAGCUUUUGCUCAAUAUAGUACUUUACAAACCCAUCUCACAAUACACAAUGGAAAAUCAUAUACUUGUGACACAUGUGGCAAAAAUUUUCCUAGACCUUCUCAUUUAAAACAACAUCUAAUUACUCAUUCAGAGCAAAAACAUUUACAAUGUUCAUAUUGUGAUAAAAAAUUUCACUUUAAGAGAAGUUUAGUUUCUCAUGAAAAAAUACACCAAGGUAUAAAACCAUUUAAAUGUCAAUCAUGUGGCUCAAGUUUUACUCUUAAACAAUCUCUAAUUAGUCAUAUGGUAAUACAUACUGGAGAACGGCCGUAUUUAUGCAAUAUAUGUGGUCGUUCUUAUACACAGUCUGGAAGGCUUAAGAUGCACAUGAAGAGUGCUCAUGAAAGUGAAGAAGAGAUCAGGACAGACACAGAUGAAGGACCAAAAUUCAUAAUCAAAGAUGCAGAGAUUUUUGAAGAACCUAUUAUUGAUAACAACUUGCUGGAUCCAAAUACUUAUGAGAUUAUUAUUAAUAAUAAUGAAAAUUAUUUAGCUGCACCGCUCAUGGUCUUGACUUCAAAUAUGACAGAAGAAAUUUUAGGAGAGCAUGUUCAAUAUUGUUAA